Molecule: messenger RNA, 966 nt
Organism: Ctenopharyngodon idella (grass carp)
Lineage: Eukaryota; Metazoa; Chordata; Actinopteri; Cypriniformes; Xenocyprididae
Gene: selenou1b
Product: selenoprotein U1b
Exons: 5
Source: RefSeq, a predicted model, not a curated record
UCCAGAUCGGCAUUCACAGCCGUUAAGCACCUCGUGAGUCUCACACUGACCUCAAACACACACGAGAGAAGAGUUACUGAAGCGUCUGGAUCUCAGUGUGAGUUAUGGAGCUGCUGACCCGCACCGUGAGCUCUGUGGCUUCGAGCUUCAUCGAGGCGUUGCGAUCUUUCACUGAACUGUUUCUCACACAACCUCUGUGUGCCACACUCUCUCAUCUGGGUGAGACCGACCUCAAAACACUUGACGGAGAUGAUCGAGUGUUUAAGGCCAGAGAACUGUGGGAGAGUUCAGGAGCGAUUAUCAUGGCGGUGAGAAGACCUGGAUGAUUCCUGUGCAGAGAGGAGGCGUCUGAACUCUCCUCUCUGAAGCCUCAGUUAGAUGACAGUGGUGUAUCUCUAUACGCUGUGGUCAAAGAGAACAUCGGCACAGAGAUUCAGGACUUCAGACCCUACUUCAACGGAGAGAUAUUCCUCGAUGAGAAGAGAGGUUUCUACGGGCCUCAGGAGCGCUGGAUGGGCGUCUCGGGGAUUCUGCGGUCCGGCGUCUGGACCAACGGCUGGAGGGCGUAUCAGAACGGAUACUGGGGUAACGUGCGGGGCGAGGGCUUCGUCUUGGGUGCGGUUUAUGUCAUCGGACCACGUCAACAGGGAAUCCUGCUGGAGCACCGGGAGAUGGAGUUUGGAGAUAAAGUCAAGAUAUCUGAUGUGAUUCAAGCUGUUAAACAGAUAAAAACUGAACGUGUGUCUCUGAAAUUAAAAUAGUCACAAACUCAAGCUAAGCAUCCAUAUGUAAACACUACAGAAUGAUUCUCCACUAUACACAUGUAGUGUGUGUGUGUGUGUGUGUGUAGUUGAUGACAGACUGACUCUAAAAUCAGAUGAAGGGUUUGUCUCGAUGUUUCAAGCUCUACAAACACACACAGAAACCUGUAUCACCAACAAUAAACACACACUGUAGUCUAUCAAA